Molecule: messenger RNA, 954 nt
Organism: Penicillium argentinense
Lineage: Eukaryota; Fungi; Ascomycota; Eurotiomycetes; Eurotiales; Aspergillaceae
Product: alpha/beta hydrolase
Exons: 1
Coding region: 1-954 (317 amino acids)
Source: RefSeq, a predicted model, not a curated record
AUGGCCAACAUCGACUGGGAACGGGGCGAGUCGGCAGGCUUGGUCCCUCUGCAACCCGGACAUCGGCUCUUCGUGUCUGUCUACGGACCAGAUCGCGUGCCCGGGACUCCAAUCGUCAUCUUCAUCCCAGGAGUAGCUUGCAGCAUCACCGAAUGGGUCGUUGUCCGCCGCCUCCUCCAACCAGCUAUUCGCACUCUCCUGUACGAGCGAUCGGGAAUGGGGCCAUCGGACGAAUCGCCCGAGCCUACCACAGCAUCUAGCAUGGCCCUCGAGCUGGACACUCUGCUCAGAACACUGGGCAUUGCGCCGCCUUACGUGAUUGUGUGCCACUCAUACGGUGGGAUAAUUUCCCGGGAAUUUAUCGAGCUGCGCGAAAGGGACAAACGCGUUGAGGACGUGGUCGGGAUGGUCUUGGUGGAUGCGAACCAAGAAGAGAGUACCGCGCUCUGGCCGGACUCCAAUCUCGAAGCACUCGGACAAGGGCUGGACUGGUACACCGUAGUGGGGCUCUCCAAAGCUCGGGUUCUGACAGAUACCGAAUGGCGAGCUUUUUUGGAUGAACAAGCGAGUGAGAAGCACCAACGUACUGCAAAAAGGGAAAUGGAGCACUAUGUUGACAGUUGCGCGGCAUUGGGCGCAAAACACCAGCUUGACCGAGAUCCUCCCUUGUUAAAUAGGUCUCCUGUGAGUGUUUUGAAAGGACACCCGGAGCUGGAUCUGCGCAAAGCUUUUGAGGCUGGCGUUCUGGCUGGAAAUGGCACUCCUGAGCAGAGGCGCCACUUCUCCGAGAAACUUGCUGCCUACCCUGCCACCCAUCGGAAGUUUCAACGAGAAAUACUUGGUCUGUCUAGGAACCACCGGUUUGUAGACGUCGAGGGGCACGGCCACUUUAUUCAUAUGACAGCACCGGAUGCGGUCGUGGAGGAAGUCAAAUGGGUGCUGCAGAGCGUUUGA